This is a messenger RNA of Penicillium salamii, 234 nucleotides long. The record is from the annotation of a GenBank genome assembly. Lineage: Eukaryota; Fungi; Ascomycota; Eurotiomycetes; Eurotiales; Aspergillaceae.
AUGAACUUCGUGCAAGAUGUGGAGAACACCGACAAAGCGCAGUCUUGGCGCAAACCAACGAUAAGGCUAGAAGAAAAGAACGAUGGCUUCCAAGAUGAACAUUUUGAAGUUGGCGAUGAAGCUGGAUUUCAGAGUCGGUUCACGCAGCAUUUUGGCGAAUCACAUUCGUGCACGUCCUCCUCACUCGGUACUCCUUACUCCUUCGUGCUCACUCACGACACCUCCUCGCUGUGA